Petromyzon marinus (sea lamprey) is the source of this 3219-nucleotide messenger RNA. Lineage: Eukaryota; Metazoa; Chordata; Hyperoartia; Petromyzontiformes; Petromyzontidae. The record is from RefSeq and is a predicted model, not a curated record.
AUGGUUUAAUUUAAUAUAUUCUUCAUUACCACAAGGUGGCGUAUAAAGAAUAAGUAGUAGUAACCCGAUUCAGUCUAACUGGGCGUGUAUUUUCGUGCGAUCGAGCGGAGCAGAGACACCUUUAUUUUUUCACUUCCUUCAAGCAGCGGCGACGGACGAUCGAGACAACGCAGUCCGUCGUACGGGUUUCGUCACAAGAGGACAACAAUACUGUGGUUUCUGAGCAAACUAAAGGCAAGGAGCUGAAAUGUAAUUGCAAGAACUUGAUUCAGCAGUGGCUUCGGUAUCUGUCAUCAUGGCUUCUGUGAAAAUUGUCCGUGCGAGAUACAGAACAUUUCCCACUCUUUUUGAAUUGCAAAAUGUGAAGCUGGCUAUUGCAGAAGUGGACUGUAUCAUUGCCAAAAUGGAACGAGAAAAAGAGGCUCCAGCCACCGUGGAAGAAUUUGAGAGUGACGUCCGCUCUCUCAAUUUCCUUGCCUAUUUGUACCUGCGUCAACUCCAGCCUGACAAGGCCAAGCCCUUAGUGGAGGGCGCCCUACAGAAGGAGCCACGCAACGUGACGGCCCUUGCCAACAAGUGUGAAUUGCAUCUGCAGUACUUUGAAAUUACAGAAGCGGAAGCAGCAUUGCAAACUUUGGAGAGGGAAAGCGAAAACAAGGAGUCAUUCGCCAUCGCUUUGUCAGAGGUGGCUUACAGCCUGUCUCGAUGUGGGCCUUGCUCGCAUCUGUCGGCAGCCACAAAGUUUGCAGAGGCCAUCGAGGUGGGUCAGAGUCGAUGCUUGCCUGAUAAGCUCGUGGCUUGGCAUUAUGGAAUGGCUUUGAGCUACAACAGGAGUUUGGUUCUGGAACACAUUUUGGAAAAUCCAAGCGUUGAUGUGGAAGAAAACUUUCAAAUGGCAAUUACGGCACUUGCCUACGUCGUUAAGUCAGAUCACAAGUUUCUGAAGGCUAAAGCGUACGUGACUCUGGGUGAAAUCACAAACAAGUAUUGGAGAGAUGUCAAGCGCGUCAAACGCAACAUAUCGGACGCAAUUGUGAAGCUGCCCGAGGAAAGCCUGAAAGUCUUUGAGUGCUUCGAAAGAGCGUACGAACUGGCGCCUGAUGACCACUGGGUCCUGGGGCGAUUCGGAAGGCACCUGCGACACAUAAAGCAACACGAGCGGGCUCUGGAGAUGUUAAACAGGGCAUGCGACCUCUGCCCCUCGGCCUUUGCCCACCACCACCAGGGACUUGUGUACCGCUCCAUGGCAUAUGAGGCUGAUAAUAAUGUUAAUGCAGGUCGAGGCACGAGCCACAGAGGACAUCCCAGAAGCAGGGGAUAUCAACGACGAGACAGUGAAGGAAGAGGUGCGCAUGGUGGAUUAACUGCAGAGGCAGAUAUCUAUGAUUCGUUUUCUGCAAUAAGCCUUGAAAACAAAGACCAGCGACCAGCUCAUAGUGAGCAGUCCAUUGUGUCACCUCUUUUCUCUGUUCCACGCAGAGGGAGGAGAAUGGGAAGACAUCACUGUUCACGAACACCAGGUCGUUUACAAUAUUAUACUGGCACUCGCAGUGAUAAUGAACAAAGAAGAGGCAGAGGUAACACAGUCGCUCUGCAGGAUUACCGAGGAUGGAACAAAUUAGGUCAUGACGGACGUAGUUACCAAAGACAGGACCAAGUUUUAAGCAAUUGCAACACAUCUUCUGGAUAUCCACCAUACAGGCCCUUGCCAGAGCGGGCAACCUUUACCCAUGUCACAGAUCCUCGGGCAAAAUAUUAUAUGGAUCUUGCCAUUGAAUGCAUCAAAAAGGGCAUAGAACUGUCAAAUGAAACGGCCCACGCCUUGCUGGGGACUUUAGCUGAAAUUUACUUAUCAUUGGGCAAGCAUGAGGAAGCUGAUGAGUGUUUCCGUAAGUCACUGCAAGAAGAUCAAUAUGUCACACACCUUUCCCGUGCUCGGACACUGGAGGCAUGGGGCCUGGCCACGAAGAAGCGUGGAAUGUUGGAGAAAAGCCAUAAUUACUUUCGCAUGGCUAUUGAAUAUGCAGCCAAAGUAAAAAUUACACAGAGGGUGGCCUUUCAAUUAUUUAUGCACCAACUGAGGGAUUGUCGUGACCCGACACACAAAGACCUUCUGUACCAAUCAAAAUUUUUUGAGCUUGUAGGCCGCCACGGCGAUGCUCUCAAGUUACUUUAUGAAGCGCACAGCAUGAAACAGGAUCCAGAAGUACAAUAUAGCAUCAUCAAGAACCUGGCCGCAAAGAAAGAGUACCAGAAGGCGCUGACCUCUUGCGUUAUGCUGCAAUGCACGGAUUCUGCAGACGUUAUAGAUGACCGUGACCUGGUAGACAUCUCUUUUGGCGCUGCCAAGCAGAGGAUGGCGGAUCUUUCUCUGCAGAAUUCGCAAGUACUGCGGAACAUCUAUGACCGCCUGCUAAGGAAUUCGUGCAAAGAGCACGAGGUGUUCAUCUUCCAUAACGAGGACGAUAAAAGUGUAGCUUUGGCUGAAAAUGUUCAGGAGCUCGCAAAAGAAAUGGCACAGGUUGAGUGUGUCCCCCUUUGCUGUGUGCCAGGUGGCCAGAUAUUGGUACAAAGUAUCGCGGAGGUACCAGAAAGUUAUGACGCGAUCAUUGUGAUGGUGACUCCAGAGUUUGUUAGAAACGAUGCAGCGAAGAGGCUCUGCCUUUUCCUGCUGCAGGGGUCUUGCGUCCUGCUGUGCCUGUGUGCGCCCUGCGUCUCCGAAGACGACAUUCCUCAGGCCCUGAAGGCAGCGCACCGCGCGUUACUUCCUCAGGGUCUGUGCUGCGAAGCUUUCAAAGACAUCAAUCCAUUGCAAAAGCUCGACGUGUGGAGAAACAUCUUUGACCAUUUAUGGGCCGCUAAAAAUGCUGCAUAAAUGAUGGACAGUACUGAGAAUUGUUGCUGCAGUGAAACUGCGCCAGUCCACGUCGGGCGUAGGUGACGCUGUUUGUAGAUCCUCCCAUUUGCGAUUUGCCACGAAAAAGACACGACUUUCCUCCUCAAGAGAAAACAUCGCAGAGGAGAGAGGCGUUUUUUUCCCAUGCCAUUCCCGAAAUCUGAGAAUGAUUCGCAGACUUUUAUGGAAUUGAGCCUUUUACAUUCAUGUACAGUAUAUAUGUAUAUGUUUAGACUAUGUAUGUGUAGACAUACUAUACACAUACCUGUCAACCCAUACGGCGUACAGACGUUUCAAUACGGGGAAAAUAAAUGCUAUUUGUU